AGUUUGUGAUAGCCGCCGAGAAGAGACGUACCACAUAUAUUGAACAAGUUACAGGACCACAUCUUGCGGCAACCCUGCUACUCAUCCAAAGCCAUACAUCAUGACCACGCAAACAAUCCCAAGACAUCUUUCACGCCUGCCUCCGGAGCUUUGGGUGAAGAUCGUAGAAGGCCUGCCCCGGGGCGCCGCACGCAGCUGCCUAUUCGUCAACAAGCUCUUCCACGAUGUUGCCCUCCCCACCGUCUUCGCGCGUAUCGCGUUGAGCUUCGGCGCGUUCGAAGCGCAGCAGGCCCCUACGGAAAAGUCGUUGGACGAACCCGCCCUGGCUCGUCUGCGUACCCUGGAGGAGAGCCGAUCGCGUAGGGCGCUGGAGAUCCUUGCGCGCAUAGCGCAAGAUCAGACAUUCGCGGAGCUCGUGAGGACGCUGCAGAUCCAGGCGUGCAAUGCGGACGAGGAUGAGCUUUCGGGUGCAGAGCAGAACGAACGCCUGCUCGCUGCCAUUCCCAACCUUAAGAAUCUCCGCGUCUUCCAGUGGCACUGGUCUCAUCCACCGCCGACCGAGACUAUCGUACAGAGUCUGGCAGACUCGUGCCCACGCUUGAAGCGAUUCGAAGCUCCCCUGUUUUUGCUUGAACAUUUGCCCGUGCACUUGCUGAGAAGUGUGGAGUGUAUCCGCGCUACAAUAAGUGAAGACGACGGCGUAAGCCUAACCUUCCGCAACGAGGAUCCGGGGGUACCGUUGGAGUCUCUCUUGGAGAAGAUGCAGCGCCCCCUCCCAAGCCCGAACGGUGGCGAGGCCUGUCUGCUCGACAACAUCACCGACCUGGAGCUGCUGUUCCAGAACGAAUACGCGCCGCGGGACCUCAGAGGCAUAUUGAGCAAGGUUCCGCAUCUCAACUCGCUCACCAUGGUGCCAUUGCAAGACGUGGAGGACGAGCAGCAAGAGGAAAUGUACGGUGCCUUGCAGGCGCUCCCGCCGAAUCUGCCGUCCUUCGACUCGUUCGCGAUCGGGCCUGUAGAGGAGAUCAUGACGCCGACGCAGUUCGACGCCCUGUGCAGCUUCCUCAGAGGCAGGCCCCAGCUUCGCGCGUUUGUAACGAAGUGCUCUCUCAUCGAUGCAGACGUGGAGCCGCUGUUUGAGGCUCUGGGGACGCUGCAAAACCUCCAGUUGCUUGGCCUGUACUUCGAGUGCACAGGCCUGCCGACAAAGGAAUGGCUUGACCAUCUUCUAGUCCACGUUCCCGCCAGUCUGACUGCCCUUGCCCUGGACUUGGACCAUGGCUUCGCCAACAAAGACACAUUCACAGAGUUGUGGUCCCGGCUGCCCGCGCUCGAGUUCGUGUACGUCAACGUGCACGGCGCGACCGUCCUGACGCCGAACCAGUUCAUCCGCGGCGCGCGCAACCUGCGCCUCGUGUGCUUCCAGGACCGCUUCUAUGACGUGGAGAGACACGGCGACGAGCUGCGUGUGGUGAUGCCGCCGUGGCCGUCGCGCAAGGUGCGCUUCCGGACGGCGGAGGACUUUGGGUGUGCGGAUUGGGAGUGGUUGAUGAGGCACUAUUCAUUUUUCGACUACAUGCCGGCGAACUACUGAAACACUGAUGACACGGGCUCAUGUUUCUCUUUUCACGUAACUUACAUUGAGUUACACUCAGUAUGCGGGAUCCCACCACAAGAUG
Rhodofomes roseus is the source of this 1679-nucleotide messenger RNA. RefSeq lists its product as uncharacterized. The record is from RefSeq and is a predicted model, not a curated record. NCBI's taxonomy places the organism in Eukaryota, Fungi, Basidiomycota, Agaricomycetes, Polyporales, Fomitopsidaceae. The transcript is spliced from 4 exons. The coding region runs from base 101 to 1594 and encodes 497 amino acids.